Molecule: messenger RNA, 715 nt
Organism: Cladocopium goreaui
Lineage: Eukaryota; Dinophyceae; Suessiales; Symbiodiniaceae
Source: the annotation of a GenBank genome assembly
ACGGCGCAAGAGUUGAGGGUGCAAGACUUCUCUACAAGCAAAAACUCUUGAGGAGAUGAUUUAAACAGUUCGCAGACACAGUGCGUAAAGUGCAAUUCUCGGACCCCGGGGUGACUCCCUCGUUGCUGUCCAUGAAAUCCGAGGUGCGAUCAGCCUUGGUCGUUCAACACCGUUUUGGGGAGGAUCGGAUGCAGGUUGUGGACAAGGCUGAUCGGCCACAGGCCUUGGAUAAGCUGCUGGUCAUCCAGAAGCAGAACAUCACGGAACUGUUCAGAAUGACCGACUGCAUACCAGUAUCGGCAAGGCUGUUGGACAGGUUGGAGUGUGAGAGGUUUGCCAUCCCCCAUCCUGAGAUUUGCGAGAUGCAGGCACAAACUAUUUUUGAGGCUGCAGCUGAAGUGGGGCGAAGCUCCAAGAAAUUGCCAAAGGUUGACUUGUAGUUCCCCUGGUUGGAACAUUUGAAGAACUGAAACGUUGAAGGGCAUCACGGCAUCAUUGAGAAAAUUGCUGAUGCCAUCGUGAAGAAGGAGCAGCAAAUCACUUUCACCUACAAGAUUGGCACCGUGAUCGAGUAUUCACGCGCAGCACUGCCAGCAGGUCGAUUGACAGAAAUGGCUGAGUUCUUCAGCGUUGGCACCAAUGAUGCGACUCAGACUACCACGUUGGGUGGGUGCUAAGGUGUCUUGCCCAUUUGACGGCCCGGCCCAAGCAGCCG